Molecule: messenger RNA, 1520 nt
Organism: Salvelinus sp. IW2-2015
Lineage: Eukaryota; Metazoa; Chordata; Actinopteri; Salmoniformes; Salmonidae
Product: carboxypeptidase N subunit 2-like
Molecular function (GO): protein binding
Source: RefSeq, a predicted model, not a curated record
CAGGUCAGCUGUCUGGUCUGUCUGGUCCGUGUGGUUCAUCUGCAGGCAGUCUGGGCUCGACGCAGACAUAUGCUACAUGGUGUGCUGAGUUUUACAAUUAGGCUACCACAGACAACAGGAACAGGAUGGAUCCAUCCCAUUGGUUCAUAUUCAUCAUGUAUGUUAUCACUUUUCCAUUGAAGAAAAUUACUGCUUGCUAUGACGGGUGCAGCUGCCUCACAGAUAUAAAAUAUAUCAACUGUUCGGGUGGGAAUCUUACCACUCCUCUUAGGAAUGUCCCCCACAACACAGAGUACCUGGACCUGUCCAGAAACCUGUUGACAGUGCUCCAAGCAGGUUCAUUUGGGACCCUGUGGAGCCUGAGGGUGCUCCUUUUAAAAGACAACAACCUCAGCCAUGUAGAUGACGGAGCUUUCUCCUCCCUCCAGGGUCUGAGGAGGCUGGACCUGAGCCGUAACCACCUUUCUGCCCUGGGGCCUGGCUUCUCCCUGGGCCUUGAAUCCCUAACAGAGCUCCUGCUGGAUCACAACCAUCUCACCGUCCUGGAGAGUGGGGCCUUCCACAGCCUGGACAGCCUCCAGAAGCUGGACCUGAGCAGCAACCUAAUCUCCACAGUAAAGCCCAGAGCCCUGGGUUACCUGACUGGCCUGCGCCAGCUCCACCUGGAGGGAAACCAUCUAACCUCCCUGGGUUCCGGCCUCUUCUCCACGCUGCGCUCCCUGGAGGUGCUGGGCCUUCGGGGGAACUUGAUCAGCUCCACUGAGCCAGGAGUCUUCGCCCCUAUGUCUUCCCUAACUCUGCUGGACCUGGCCCUCAACCGCCUAAGCACCCUGGGCUACAGGACCCUGUUGAGCAUCCACACCCCCAGCCUCCACGUCCUGUUGGAGGGCAACCCCUGGCACUGUGACUGCGACCUGCAGAGGGUGUUCAGGAAGUUGUCCAGCAUCCACAGGGUCUUCCUGGAUGACUACCAGGAGCUGAGGUGCAGCCAGCCCACCGAGCUAAAGGGCAGGUCCAUGGGAGAAGUGGAUGAUGAGCUGUGUGUCGGAGAGACUGUGACAGUGCUCAUUCUGACGGUCACCGUGGUGGUCACCGUGGUAGCUGCCAUUAUCAUGGCGGAGAAGAACAAGAAGAAUAGCGUGGCCAAGAACUGGGAGGAGAGCGUGGGGCUGGACACCUACUGUGACAAUUACAAUUAAGGCUGUCACCUCCUCAUGAUACAAUAAUGAAAACUCACUGCGCCUCAGCUCCCAAUGUGGUUAAAGAUCUGAUUAACAACAUUGAAUGCAAGCAGAUUUUCUUUGAUAACUAUAACUAUUCUCAAAGAGAUUUGCCCUCUUAGUUUGUAGAAUAGGAAAUCUCGUAUUGAUUCCCUAUAUAAGGCAGUGAAAGACUUGUUUGACAAGUUACUAUUUUGCUGUGACAGUUGACAUGGCCACCGUUAGGGAAUUUACAUACACUACAGUUCAAAAGUUCGGGGUCACUUAGAAAUGUCCUUGUUUUUUUUUAAAGAAAAUCAC